This is a messenger RNA of Octopus bimaculoides (California two-spot octopus), 1640 nucleotides long. RefSeq lists its product as uncharacterized. The record is from RefSeq and is a predicted model, not a curated record. Gene Ontology annotation, molecular function: mRNA binding. NCBI's taxonomy places the organism in Eukaryota, Metazoa, Mollusca, Cephalopoda, Octopoda, Octopodidae. Gene Ontology annotation, cellular component: cytoplasm; nucleolus. Gene Ontology annotation, biological process: nuclear-transcribed mRNA catabolic process, nonsense-mediated decay; positive regulation of translation.
CGAGUUCCUGCCCGUAUCUCCCAAAGUAUGAUUUACAAAUGACGGCCAGAAUACGUAGAUCGAGUCAGGACUCUAAGUGUGAACAUAAACAAUCGAAAAUGGUGGAGAAGAAGUGUAUAGAGGAACGGAAAAAAGACAGAGAUCAAGCUCCUACUAAGGUUGUUAUCCGACGCUUACCACCAACUCUUUCACCUCAGAUAUUCUUGGAACAAAUUAUGCCACUCCCUGCUUAUGAUUAUUUCUAUUAUGUGAAGGCAGAUAUGAGUCUUGGCAUGAAUGCUUUUACUCGAGCUUACAUCAAUUUUCCUUGUGGAGAGGAUAUUUGCACAUUUAAAGAUAAAUUUGAUGGAUAUGUUUUUGUGGACAAAAAAGGCAAUGAAUAUCCAGCGGUGGUAGAAUUUGCUCCAUUCCAAAAAGUUCCCAAGAAAAAAAUGAGGAAAGCAGAUACCAAAAAAGGAACUAUAGACCAAGAUUCUGAAUUCCAAAAGUUUGUUGAAAAUAUAAAGAAUCCUCAUUCUGAACCAACUGUACCAAUUGAAUCUUAUUUGGAAGAACUGGAGAAUAAAAGAAAAGAGCUAAAAGCCAAUCAUGGUGUACCCAAGAUGACAACUCCAUUAAUUGAAUUCAUUAAACGUAAACGAGAAGAAAAGAAAGCCAGUUUACAAAGACAGAGAGAAGACCGGAAGAAGCGAGAACAAGAACGCAGAAAGGCAAGAGAUGAAGAGAAACGACGUCGGAAAGAGAAAGAGAAGAGAGAUAAAGAAAAACUGAAAGAAAAAGAACUGAAGAAAGAUGAGCAACCUAUCAAGCUUUUAAAGAACCCCGAACGAGAAAUGGAGAAACAAAAGGAUGAAUGCGAUUUAAUGCGGUGCAAAGAUGAAUUGGAUAAACCCAUAAAAGAGAGAGAAAAACUCCGCUUUUCAAAAGAAAACCGUGAGAAAAUCAAAAUAGAUCGGCAAGGACAAGAUAGGCUUAAGACUGGAAGAGAGGGUCGUUUUGCUGAGCGUAACAAGUAUUCCAAAGAUGACCGAAUAAAUGAUAAAUCUGAAAGUAAGUUUAAGCCUAAUAAAGAUGACCGGUGUAUGGACAAAAGCAAGAACAGAGAUGAUAAAGCUGAUCGGCCGAAGUCAAACAGGGACAAAUAUGGUCAUGACCGCAACAAAUGUUACCAAGCUAAUGGCAACAACAACAACAGUAACAAUUGUCGAGAUGAUAAGAAGUCAAGACAUGACAAACAAUCCAAACAUGAGAGACAGGACAAGUUUGAUCGUAUCGAAAGACAGGACAAGUUUGAGCGCCAUGAGAAGGCAGACAAGUUUGAGCGUCACGACAAGCCAGACAAGUUUGAGCGCCAUGAGAAGGCGGACAAGUUUGAGCGUCACGACAAGCCAGACAAGUUUGAGCGCCAUGAGAAAGCAGAGAAAUUUGAACGCCAUGAGAAAGCAGACAAGUUUGAACGCCAUGAGAAAGCUGACAAAUUUGAGCGCCAUGAGAAAGCUGACAAGUUUGAGCGCCAUGAGAAAGCAGACAAAUUUGAGCGCCAUGAGAAGCCAGAGAAAUUAGAGAAGCCAGAACGUACUGAGAAACAAGAGACUGAUGAUUUUGAUAAGUAAUUAGACAUUAAUUAUAUUAACCAUGUU